Molecule: messenger RNA, 1020 nt
Organism: Bacidia gigantensis
Lineage: Eukaryota; Fungi; Ascomycota; Lecanoromycetes; Lecanorales; Ramalinaceae
Gene: TIF34
Product: translation initiation factor eIF3 subunit
Exons: 4
Coding region: 1-1020 (339 amino acids)
Biological process (GO): cytoplasmic translational initiation
Cellular component (GO): eukaryotic translation initiation factor 3 complex, eIF3m; cytoplasm
Molecular function (GO): RNA binding; protein binding; translation initiation factor activity
Source: RefSeq, a predicted model, not a curated record
AUGAGACCUAUAUUACUUCAAGGCCAUGAACGGUCUUUGACGCAAAUAAAAUACACCAGAGACGGCGACAUCCUCUUCUCAUGUGCUAAAGAUCAAAUCAUAUGCGCCUGGUUCUCUGCGAACGGUGAGCGCCUCGGCACCUAUCAUGGUCAUCAAGGUGCCCUUUGGACGAUCGAUGUCGACCCCACAACAACCCUCCUUGCUUCAGGCGCUGCAGACAACACAGUCCGACUUUGGGACAUACGGACAGGCAAAUGCGUCAAAGUCUGGGACUUCAACACCGCGGUGAAGAGGGUAGAAUUCAACGAGGAUGGGACGAAGCUGCUGGCGGUGACAGAGAAGCGUAUGGGCUACUUAGGCACUAUCGUGGUCCUGGACAUCAUUCAAGACGUGAAUGCAGAGCAGAGUGACGAAAAAGCCCUUACGAUCACUUGCGAGGAGAGUAAAGCCACGGUCGCGGCGUGGAGCUAUCUCUCCAAGUACAUCAUUGCCGGGCAUGAAGAUGGCACAGUAUCGCAGUAUGAUGCAAAGAACGGCGAACUCCUCGACAACUUCGCAGCCCACACCCCCGACUCCACCAUUCAGGACCUCCAAAUGUCGCCCGACAGGACCUACUUCAUCACAGCUGGCAAAGACAAAACCGCCAAACUUAUCUCCUCCCGUGAUCUUUCCCCACUCAAAGCAUACACCAGCGACACUUCCCUCAAUUCUGCUGCCUUGACUCCCAAGAAACCAUUCGUGAUUCUAGGCGGCGGGCAAGCGGCUAUGGACGUUACCACCACAAGCUCACGGCAGGGCAAGUUCGAGGCUAGAUUCUAUCACAAGAUUUUCGAAGACGAGAUUGGGAGGGUGAAAGGGCAUUUUGGGCCGCUGAAUACCGUGGCGGUGGAUCCGCUGGGAAGAGGGUAUGCGAGUGGUGGAGAGGAUGGUUAUGUGAGGGUGCAUCAUUUCGAGGGGGCGUAUUGGGGAUUCCAGUAUGAGGUUGAAAGGGAAAAGGGAGAGGAGGGACAGGAUUUAUGA